Messenger RNA from Marchantia polymorpha subsp. ruderalis, 849 nucleotides. The record is from the annotation of a GenBank genome assembly. Lineage: Eukaryota; Viridiplantae; Streptophyta; Marchantiopsida; Marchantiales; Marchantiaceae.
AUGGCGGAAGGCGAACACCGUCCCAACGUUAUUCACGGCGAUGCGACCACCUCCUGGCCCAUCCGCGGCAUUGGCGCCUCCCCGCUCGAGCUCCACUGCUCACCUGAACUCUCUCUACGUAGACGAGAUCUCCUGCUGCUACUGCUGCCGCUAUGGAGGUCGAGGAGAAGAGCAAAUAAGAGAGAAGAGCUCACAAUCCCACCGCCACCAGCUUCUCAGCCGUCCGACAAGGCCACAGCAAUCGGGCCCAGGCCUGCGUCGAAACUCCCGGCCGCAGCGCUCAUCGCUCGCCGGCUUAUAUGGAAUGCGACGACCGGUGACAGAAUCAUGCGAGCCAGCGGAACGCAGCGAGGAAUAAAGGAACGGGCCGCAGGCAGGCCGCAAAGACGAGAGCGACGAAUGCCGCACGGGCCGGGCCCCGAGCAGAACGAGAGGAAAGGAGAGGGCCGGGCGAGGGCGGAGCCGGGCGCUGCGGAGCCGGAGAGCGGGCGCGGAAACGCGACAAGACGCACAGGAGCUCGCAGUUUACCGCUGCCUCUGUGGGCCCCACGGCGAGAGAGCGAGAAUAGACGGGGUCGCUAUUCUUCACAAGCGCAGCGUGCUGGACGACAUUGCUGCUGCAACAGCAGCGCCAGCAGUGAGAUGAGUUUUGGAUACCAAGUGGACGCCUCCCAGUCUACUUCUCCACUACGUUCGAGGAAAAGCCUCCGUCGCGCUCCAUGGAUGUGGUUCACGACCAAGUGCAUACACAACUAUAAUACGUAUUCGUAUGAUUUGAUAUACGGAGUCCAUAAAGUUUGCUGUACUUCUAGUCCCUUGACUCCGACAGCUUCCAUCGUCGCCUUCUGA